AGAGCGCUGACUUUGGGUCACGUGUCUGUCAAAGCUCGCGCAGCUGAUGUCAACACAGCCAAGGGAGGAAACUAGAAGCUAACUCAGGGAGUUGAAAGUAGUGUCUUUGACUCUUAACAGUCACGUCUAAUGUGUAUUAAUGUUAUUGUUAGUUGUUGGCGACAGCCUAACCGGUUUUUGGCUUAGGCAGAACAUCAUGGAGUAAGAGGGAACUGUGUUUACUAGCACUAGCCGCGGCUAGCCUGCUAACCUGUGAGGUACCGACCGGACUAACAGUGUCGUCAGCUGUUGUUUUGGUUGAAGAGAUUAUUGGCCCACACGCCGAACAUCACUUUAGUGAAGCAGUCAGUGACGCCGGAAUCGACCAGGCCACCUCCUCUGUUUGGCUGCAGAAACACGGAACUGCUCAGUCUUUGAUGGCGACAAUUGGGUGUACCACCCCAAACAGAGUCUAAAUCAGCUGCUGUCCCGACCCUCGUCCACUCAUCGCAGGAUUAAUCUAUCAGAAGGUCGGUUAGCUGACCCGCAGAAAUAUCACUCCUUCAACAUGCAUGACGCGUAUGAACCAGUGCCUAUCUUGGAGAAACUUCCUCUUCAGAUUGACUGCCUGGCAGCCUGGGAGGACUGUCUGCUUGUGGGAACAAAACCGGGGCAUCUUCUUCUUUAUCGUAUCAAAAACAAUGCAGGUAGACAUCACUUUGAGGUGACACUGGAGAAGUCCAACAAGAACUUCUCAAAGAAGAUUCAGCAGCUUUUUGUUGUCCCUCAGUACAAAAUCCUUGUCAGCCUUCUGGAGAACAACAUCUACGUCCAUGACCUCCUCACGUUCCAGCAGAUCACUGUGCUGUCCAAAGCACGAGGAGCCUCGCUGUUUGCAUGUGACCUGCAGCAAACGUCUACAGGAGAGGAAACGCUGAGGAUGUGUGUGGCAGUGAAGAAGAAACUGCAGCUGUACUACUGGAAGGACAGGGACUUUCACGAGCUGCAGGGUGACUUUGGUGCUCCAGAUAUUCCAAAGUCCAUGGCCUGGUGUGGAAACUCCAUCUGUGUUGGUUUCAAGCGAGACUAUUACCUUUUUCGGAUGGACGGGCGUGGCUCCAUUAAAGAACUGUUCCCCACUGGGAAACAGCUGGAACCUCUAGUUGCCCCACUGGCUGAUGGGAAGGUGGCUGUUGGACAGGAUGACCUCACUGUGGUUCUGAAUGAAGAAGGCGUUUGUACUCAGAAGUGCGCCCUCAACUGGACAGACAUCCCUAUAGCAAUGGAGCACCAGCCUCCGUACAUCAUCGCUGUUCUUCCUCGGUACGUGGAGAUCCGGACCUUUGAGCCUCGGUUGUUGGUGCAGAGUGUGGAGCUGCAGAGGCCUCGCUUCAUCAGCUCAGCAGGGCAAAAUAUUGUGUAUGUUGCCAGCAACCAUUUUGUGUGGCGCCUGGUGCCAGUGUCCAUAGCCAAACAGAUCCAACAGCUCCUUCAGGACAAACAGUUUGAGCUGGCGCUUCAGCUGGCGAAGAUGAAGGAUGACUCAGAUGGAGAUAAAAAGCGGCAGAUUCAUGACAUCCAGAGUCUUUACGCCUUCAAUCUCUUCUGUCAGAAGAAAUUUGAUGACUCCAUGCAGGUGUUUGCCAAACUGGGCACAGAUCCCACUCAUGUGAUUGGACUUUACCCAGAUCUGCUCCCGUCAGACUUCCGUAAACAGCUGCACUAUCCCAACCCUCUGCCUACACUGUCGGGGGCGGAGCUGGAGAAGGCUCACCUGGCUCUGAUCGAUUACCUCACACAGAAACGCAGUCACUUGGUGAAACAGCUGAACGACUCCGACCGUUCGACAACAUCUCCACUCAUGGAGGGAACGCCGACGAUAAAGAGCCGCAAAAAGCUGCUGCAGAUCAUCGAUACCACGCUGCUGAAGUGUUACCUGCACACCAACGUGGCGCUGGUGUCCCCCCUCCUUCGUCUGGAGAACAACCACUGCCACAUUGACGAGAGUGAGCAGGUGCUGAAGAAGGCUCACAAGUACAGCGAACUGAUUAUCCUGUAUGAGAAGAAGGGUCUGCACCAGAAAGCUCUGCAGGUUCUUCUGGAACAGUCCACCAAGGCCAACUCUCCACUGAAGGGCCACGAGCGAACGGUGGAAUACCUCCAGAGACUGGGAGUGGAGAACAUGGGAAUGAUCUUUGAGUUUUCACCCUGGGUGCUGAAGAACUGUCCUGAGGACGGACUGAAGAUUUUCACUGAAGACCUGACGGAAGUGGAGACUUUGCCUCGGGACAAGGUGCUGAACUUCCUGAAGGACGGCUUCAAAGAGCUGGCCAUUCCAUAUCUGGAGCACAUAAUCAAUGUGUGGGACGAGAAGGAGCCGGAGUUUCACAACGUCCUGACCCUGCUCUACCUGGAGAGUGUUCAAGUCCUGAUGAAGGAAUAUCUCAAAUCUCUGCCAGAAGGAGUUCCAGCUGUGGCUGCAGGACAAGAGGAGGGAAAACUGGGAGAGUUCAGGAAGAAGCUGCUGUUUUUCCUGGAAACUUCCAGCAGCUACGAACCAUCCAGACUCAUCAGUAACUUUCCCUUUGAUGGUCUACUGGAGGAGCGGGCUUUACUCCUGGGUCGAAUGGGCAACCACGAGCAGGCGCUCUUCAUAUACGUGCACAUACUGAAGGACACCAGCAUGGCUGAAGAAUACUGUCACCGACACUACAACAGCUCAGUCGAAGGAAACAAAGAUGUUUAUCUGUCGCUGUUGAGAAUGUACCUGUCGCCUCCUGACGUCCGCUGUCUGGGGCCCAUCAAGAUGGAGGUGUCUGGGCCUCAGGCCAACCUGCAGGCGGCUCUGCAGGUCCUGGAGCUCCACCACAGCAAACUCAACACCACCAAGGCCAUCAAUCUGCUCCCGGCAAACACUCCGAUCCGGGAGAUCCGGGUUUUCCUGGAGAGCGUCCUGGAGGAGAAGGCUCAGAGGAAACGCUGCAACCAGGUCCUGAAGAGUCUGCUGCAGGCCGAGUACCUCAGGGUGCAGGAGGAGAGAAUCUUCCACCAGCAGGUGAAGUGUGUCAUCACAGAAGAAAAGACCUGCAGAGUCUGCAAAAAGAAGAUCGGCAACAGUGCCUUCGCCAGGUACCCAAACAGUGUGGUGGUUCAUUACUUCUGCUGCAAGGACCGCACCGUGUGUCCCAGCGAGCAGUAACUCCUCGUCCUCCCGUCAUCCUUCCUCCUCGUGGACGUCCAUCAGAGACCAUCCAUCCAGAAUGGUUCUGAGUGCUGAACUGUGAGUGCAAAAUCAUUUUUGGUUGGCUUCCUUGUUUCUCUCGCUUUAAGCCAAGACGAGGACUUUCUGACUGUGCAUGAAGAAACAGGAAGUGAGUCCAGGCUCAGUCAGCAGGAGGAGACACUGAGAAAGACAGGGGGAGACAGUGAAGAAGACGAGGAGAGGCAAACGCUGAACCUUGAAGGAGCUGCUCCUGUGACCUUAGUCAGGAGUUUGUCAGUCUCUCCUCUGGUGAAGGACCAGGAGACGAAAGGAGCUGUGGACCAUGUUUGUCCUCCUGUCUGUCUUUGUCCUCCACCAACACUGUGUUCUUUUAUAUGAACUCUGCUUCUUGGCCAUAAAUACUGAGCACUAAAGCUCUGCUCUGCCUUGUGUGACCAGAGAUUGUCUUUGGAAUGAAGUGGCAUGUCUGUCUUUUCUUUUGUUUAGCAUGUCCUGGUACUGACCGGACAAAACAAAGUCAAACCUGCAAGAUUCUUUUUUUUAUUGUACAUUAAAGUUAAAGGAAAUAUAUUUCUGGUUUUAACACAUGGGGGCGUUGUUUAUGGUCAGAGAUUACUGUAAGUUUGGAAAAAGUUUUAUUUGUUGAUGGUUAAGGUUACACAGCUGAACAACAUUUAGGGUCUAGGACGUCAAGAAGCUGUCCCUAAUAAAAUGGCCAGUGACUGGAGGUGCAGGUUUAUUGGCUGACGAGGCCUGUAAUCCUCCACACAAACCCUGUUUUUUUUUUCUUAAAGGCUGGGUGUUUCAUAGGGAGUCAUUCAAUGUUGCAGAGCACUGGUCAUGUUAUUUUGAGGACAAUAACAGAAAUAUUCUACUUCCAGAGUUUUGCUUCUGUAAACACUCCAGAAAUUUGGUCUUUGUUGGAAAAAGAGUUUAAUGUAUCUGUGUCCUUAACAACAGACACUGAAAACUGUUGAAUUGUCCUUUAAGUCAAGUGGCGUUUUUCCACCUCUCAUUAAAUACUAUUCUCUUCAUCUCCUCCUCUUUGUGAAUAGACAACAUUGAAGGUUUUUAAUGAUAUUUUUGACUAUUCUGACCGUUGUUUAUUCUUUUUCUCUUCAUCCUGACGUUUAAUGAAGCAGAAUGAAACGAUGGCCGUGGUUGAUGGUCAGCACUGUUGUCAAAUUCAAAUAAAAUUAACUUAAAAUUAACUUAAUAUGAACACGACGCAGUAGAGUUCAGGUAACGAGAUCAAUAUUUUAACCUUGUUCUGGUACAAUAUUAAUACGAGGAUGACGUUGAAACAUGUCCAGUAUUUGUACUGGUGAUGGACCAGAGCAGGAGAAAUCCUCAAACACUGAUGAAGGUCUGUGUACAGCAGCAGGUUUAUGAUGAAAACAGUUGACCUGUGACCUGUGACCUUUGACCUGACAGAUGGAGGCAGCUGUUUUUCUCUGCUGUGAACUACUGAGUGACGGGGUUUUAUUCUUUACCACUGACGUUACAACUGGACGUGACGUCAGUGUCUGAGCAGCGGUCUGACCUGUGCACAUUGUUUAAGGCAAUAUUCUAAUGAAGUGGAGUGAAAUCGAUGAAGCAGCAGCAGGACUUCAACAGAAGGAUGAAGAUCAGCCAGUGUUUUCAGUGAAUGUUGAAACUCUGGCCAAUGAGAAAUGUGAUCAAUUAAAUAUGUCUUUUUUUUAAAACCGCAAUCACAGUUGAAUCAACAUUCAACCACAAAUCAUUAGCAUCUUUGAAACAGUCGACGACAAACGUUGCACAGAUUCUUUACUCUGACUGUUUGAGCUCCGCUCGUCUGUUUGUUUGUUUGUUUGUUUGUGUUGAUCAGUUGUACCACAGUGUGUUCACCGUGCAGACACUGAGUAUUAUGAUGAUACCACAGGUACUGUGUGUGUGGUGGGGCGGGGGGGCGAUGUGUAAUAAACAAACAUUUCCACUCCCA
Messenger RNA from Cynoglossus semilaevis (tongue sole), 5165 nucleotides. It is a transcript of the gene vps39, whose product is annotated as VPS39 subunit of HOPS complex. The coding region runs from base 548 to 3178 and encodes 876 amino acids. Gene Ontology annotation, molecular function: protein binding. Gene Ontology annotation, biological process: intracellular protein transport; endosomal vesicle fusion; vesicle-mediated transport. NCBI's taxonomy places the organism in Eukaryota, Metazoa, Chordata, Actinopteri, Pleuronectiformes, Cynoglossidae. The transcript is spliced from 24 exons. The record is from RefSeq and is a predicted model, not a curated record. Gene Ontology annotation, cellular component: membrane; cytoplasm.